AUGAUAGGGGGGUUUCGCGAAGUGAUCUUUAACGCAGAUCCUUGUCGGAGAACUCUUGAUCCCAUUGUGGUCGUGGGGGUGGGCCGUGAUUCCUUUCUGAUGACUCUUGACUGUCAGGGGCUUUUCGAUCGAUUUAUCAAUCGAACAGUCCUCACCUUUGGUGGCUCGGGGAAUGAAAACAUUUACCAGAAACAGGUGGUUGAAUUGGCGUUUCAGCGCCCGUUUCUCAUGCACAUCAUCUUGACGAUUACCGCAACACAUGACCGGUUCAUACAAGAUGGCCCAGGGUCCCACAAACAGUCCCUUGCUGAGUCUUACCAUGGUGCCAAAGGAGCUCAGUUGCUGAGCCGGAAGCUAUCGUCACAGAUCCAUCCUGAUGACCGAGAUCCCAUCUGGGCAUCUGCUGCCAUGCUCGGCAUCUCUAGUAUGACUACUCUUGAAGCCGCCGCUCCCAGGGAAGCUUGGCCAUUCAAGCCAUCCGAAUCCGCAGACCUAAACUGGAUGGAUAUGUCUGCCAGGAAAGAGGCUAUUUUGAACUUAACCGAUCCCUUCCGAGGAGACAGCAUUUUCCGGAGCAUGAAAGACACCUUUUUCACAAUCAUGGAAAGACCUGCCAGCCGCCCAAUAGAUGAAUUACCGAAGGACUUUGUCGAGCUAUGCUCUAUAAAUAACACGCCAGAUCCUGAAGAAAAUCCUUACUACUACGCCAUAUCAAUGCUCGCUGGGCUCCGGUAUCUUAAAUGCAACCGGGACUCGAUACCGUUCUGGCUGAAAUUCAUAGGCUUCAUGACGCCGGAGUUCCGACGCCUCUUAGAGCUAAAGGACCCACGUGCACUUCUGUUGACGGCAUAUUGGUAUGCGCCACUAUGUGGCUCCGUGUGGUGGAUCGCACGGCGAGCUCGCUUGGAAUGCCAGUCAAUCUGCUUGUACCUGGAGACAUACUAUAGUCAAGAGGUGGAUAUUCAGAAGCUACUCGAGCUGCCCCGUCAGGCAAGUGGUCUUUCAAAUUGA
This is a messenger RNA of Penicillium chermesinum, 1011 nucleotides long. RefSeq lists its product as uncharacterized. Gene Ontology annotation, biological process: regulation of transcription by RNA polymerase II. Gene Ontology annotation, molecular function: DNA-binding transcription activator activity, RNA polymerase II-specific. The record is from RefSeq and is a predicted model, not a curated record. The transcript is spliced from 2 exons. The coding region runs from base 1 to 1011 and encodes 336 amino acids. NCBI's taxonomy places the organism in Eukaryota, Fungi, Ascomycota, Eurotiomycetes, Eurotiales, Aspergillaceae.